GUUCAUGGGGGUCUGUGUGCACCAGGGGCAGCUGCACGCUCUUACGGAGUAUAUGAAUGGGGGCACCCUUGAACAGCUGCUCAGCUCCCCAGAACCCCUAUCCUGGCCAGUCAGGCUCCACCUAGCUCUGGACAUUGCCCAAGGCCUACGGUACCUACAUGCCAAAGGUGUGUUUCACCGAGACCUCACAUCCAAGAACUGUCUGGUCCGAAGGGAAGACCGAGGCUUCACAGCUGUCGUGGGUGACUUUGGACUGGCUGAAAAGAUUCCUGUGUAUAGGGAAGGGGCAAGGAAGGAGCCAUUGGCUGUGGUGGGCUCCCCAUACUGGAUGGCUCCAGAGGUGUUGCGAGGAGAGCUGUAUGAUGAGAAGGCUGACGUCUUCGCCUUUGGGAUUGUUCUCUGUGAACUCAUUGCCCGAGUACCUGCGGACCCUGACUACCUACCCCGUACUGAGGACUUUGGCCUGGAUGUGCCUGCUUUUCAAACCCUGGUGGGAAAGGACUGCCCGCUGCCUUUCCUGCUUCUGGCUAUCCACUGCUGCAGCAUGGAACCCAGCACCCGUGCCCCCUUUACUGAAAUCACCAAGCACCUGGAACAGAUCCUGGAGCAGCUGCCUGAGCCUGCUCCCCUCUCCAAGAUGCUCCUUGCUGAGGCUCCCUUGCCAUACAAUCGGGGGUCUGUUCCAAGAGGAGGUCCCUCUGCCACACUUCCCAGGCCAGACCCCCGGCUCUCCCGCAGCCACUCGGACCUCUUCCUGCCACCUUCACCAGAAUCACCCCCCAGUUGGGGGGACAAUCUAACACGAGUCAACCCUUUCUCUCUACGGGAAGACCUCAGGGGUGGCAAGAUCAAACUCCUGGACACACCCUGCAAGCCGGCCACUCCGCUACCCCUGGUACUGCCGUCGCCACUGACCUCUACCCAGCUGCCCUUGGUGACCACUCCAGAGACCCUGGUCCAGCCUGCCCCGCCUGCCCGCCGCUGCCGCUCUCUACCUUCAUCCCCCGAGCUCCCCCGAAGGAUGGAGACUGCACUGCCAGGUCCUGGCCCUUCUCCCUUGGGCCCCUCAGCUGAAGAAAAGAUGGAGUGUGAGGGCAGCAGCCCUGAGCCAGAACCCCCAGGGCUAGCUCCCCAGCUGCCUCUGGCUGUGGCCACUGACAACUUCAUCAGUACUUGUUCCUCAGCCUCUCAACCCUGGUCUCCCAGAUCAGGACCUCCCCUCAAUAAUAACCCCCCUGCUGUGGUGGUCAGUUCCCCACAAGGAUGGGCUGGGGAGCCCUGGAACCGAGCACAGCAUAGCCUUCCCCGGGCAGCAGCCCUGGAGCGGACAGAACCCUCGCCACCCCCAUCAGCUCCCCGGGAGCCCGAGGAGGGCCUGCCCUGCCCUGGCUGCUGCCUUGGUCCCUUCAGCUUUGGCUUCCUAUCCAUGUGUCCCCGCCCCACCCCAGCUGUUGCCCGAUACCGCAACCUGAACUGUGAGGCGGGCAGUCUUCUCUGCCACCGAGGGCACCAUGCUAAGCCACCCACACCCAGCCUGCAGCUGCCUGGGGCACGCUCUUAGCAAGGCCUGUGACCUCAAGCUUCCAGCCUUGGCCUUCAGGAUAGCCUGUAAGGACAGAGCGCACUUGCUGGACAAAGCCAACCCCAGAUGGGCUGACUGGCUCUUCUCCCCGUCUAGGGGAGCCUCAGCGUGGUCUCAAAGACAGAGCACUUCCUAUCCGACCCCUGGGUUUGCCUUCCCAUGGGGAUCACUGAACUAGACACAGCGUUGCUGACACACAAGACUAACACGUGCAAAUUAUUUAAAAAUAUUUCAAUAAAACUGCCUGGCUGGCUCCGGGCCAUCCAUCCACUCAGCGGUUCGCCCUCCUCCCCUGACCCAUCUCCAGUUUGAGAAGUUCUUAAGGAAGGCCAAAGUCCUCACUCUCUUCCCAGGAAUAGUCCAGUUUCUAGGGCGGCUUUCAAGCAGGCAGCAGGUUGCCAGGCCAGGAUCUUUUAGCUGAGCAUGCCCAAGAGUGAGAGAAUGCUGGAGGAAUUGCAGUCUUCAGAAUUGGCAGACCACAGGUUAAGGAUGUAGGCCACAAGCUCUUGUUAUGUGUCUGGAAAAAUAAAGCAUCAGUGAGCUCCA
Cricetulus griseus (Chinese hamster) is the source of this 2128-nucleotide messenger RNA. The record is from RefSeq and is a predicted model, not a curated record. NCBI's taxonomy places the organism in Eukaryota, Metazoa, Chordata, Mammalia, Rodentia, Cricetidae.